CGAAAUCCACAGCUGAGGCCCGAUACAGUGAACAUGAAAUUCCCGCUAGACUUGAGUAAUGAACGCUCUACCGGAAACGGCGCCGAAGAGCAGGAAGACAACUCAAUGUACACCAUGAGGAUAGUGGCUCCCGGAACUGGGGUAGACGGCAACGAAGAGCCAAUAGUCGACAUCAUCGGAAUGCAAGGGCUCGGGGCCGAUCCUGAUACCACAUGGCUUUCGAAUGGAGUGCACUGGCUGCGAGACCUACUUCCACAAGAUGCGCCUCGGGCGCGUAUAAUGGCCUGGGGGGAUGACACCAAGUUCUUCAGCAAAGCACCCAAUGCAAAAAUGGAAGACUACGCAAGAAGAGCAAUUUUGGGGACUUUUUGCAAAAGGCGAACGAAGCAAGAACGUAGGAGACCAAUCAUAUUUAUCGGGCACUCCUUCGGGGGAAUCAUCACCAAGCAUGCAUUAAUCGAAUCAGCUGAUGAUUCGUGGUAUAAGAACAUCACCGACUGCACCGUCGGAAUCAUUUACCUAGGGGUACCGCACUACGGACUUGCGAUCCUGCCGUUUGUGGCUGGAACAUUUGCUAGAAUUUUAAACGUCUUCACCAGGUCGACUCCAGAUGGUUUAUUCCGAAUUUUGACAAAAAACUCGUCGAAACUGCUUGAUCUUGAAAAAACCUUUGCCAGCAAGGUUCCAGCCUGCAAGACCACCUGUUUUUACGAAACGAGGAUAUCAAAGUACAAAGUACUCAUUGUUCCGAAGGAAUCGGCAGUGCUGAAAGGUCAAGAGGGUAUUGCAUUGGAUGUGAAUCACUCGGGCUUGAACAAGUAUGGAUCCAGAGAUGAUCCGAGCUAUGCGGCUGUCCGUGAUGUCAUCUUAGGAUGGAUACAAAGCCUACCGCCACUCAUAAUAGCGGCAGCUGAGAAAGCGACUGAUGCCGAUGAGGCAUCUAAAAUUCGGCCGGAUACUAACGAUGAUCUGAGUGAGCAGGAGGACAAAGGCAUACAAUGGGAAAGUGUUGCUCUCGAUGAGGCCCCGGAGUCAUUUUGUGUCCCUAACGACACGCCGGCGUAUCGUUGCAGCCCAUUCAUGGGUAGGGAACAAGAUAUCCAGCGAUUACACGACUUGAUUAAAGACUGUGAUGGAGAGCCCCACGAAAAUGUUUAUCCGUAUCAGGUUUUUGUGAACUUGGAUACCAAAAAUCUGUUUUACGAGUUCAUAUACUGGAUGCUCGGACUUUCUACGGGUUGGGAGUGGGAAUUCCGCGUCGAUAUCGCGGAGCGUUGGAUGAAGAACGAACACGGGGAGAGAAAGGGGAACUUACUUCUGAUACUGGACGGAGUUCCCGAAACAAUGCGGCAGCUUGUCGCUCAAUUCCCUCUGGGUAUAAGGGAGAGUCAAAUCUUGAUGCUCACCUCGGACAGAGUAGGGGAUGUGCGCGAGAAGUUCAAUAUCACCAGAUGUUUGGAAGUGGGACCUUUGGAGAAUGAGUCGGCAUUGGCGAUAUGGUCCGACUUGGUGGGCAAAGAGAUCACUGGUGCAGAACUUCAAAGCGCCAACAGGAUGCUCAAAAUUUUGGACAAAAACACAGAGGCAAUCGUUCCAACUGCCGAGUAUAUGACGAAACAUCAACUCGGCUUUCAAGAAUUUGAGAACCAAAUCAGUCCGGACGGUUUAGAUUCCUCGAAAUCUGAACCUGGGGACGGUGAUAACGCUCUGUCGGCGGCGAUACUUCUGGUCCUCGGGCGGCUAUCUCUACAGAGUGGAGACCUGCUCAACAUCUUAUCUUUCUUUAAUCCCAACUACAUCCCGGUUGAUAUGCUUCACAACGGUGCGGUUCGAGCCUUUACCGUCACAUGCUCAGGACAGGAUGGACGGCCAUUAGAUCCAUGGCAUACGCCGAUAAAGGAACUUUUCGAAGUUCUCAAAAUGCCUACCGAUCUUCAUCGGGCUCUCGGGAAGCUUCAAUCACUCUCGGUGAUUGAGAAACCGUUAUGCGAAGGCGAUACUGUGCCUUUCAUCCGCUUUCAUCCACUCUGCGGAAUACCCUCAUCCUCCUGGUUAUACCCCGAUGAGCUUCCCUACUGGAUCGAAGCCGCUGCAACCAUUGUUCUCGGGGCAUUGGAGAAAGGGCUAGAGGAAGCGGGUGGCAAAAUCUGCGCACGAAGCUACAGGCUACGACCGCAUGUGCUCUCUGUUUUGAAACACAUGAAAACUGAUCCUAUACGCGAAUACCAACCGUUCUUCUCGCAUAUUCUCGCUGAACUGGGUGCUUUUCUGCGGAGCUUCUGCGAUUACUCGGAGGCUCUUGACAUGUUUCAACUCGCGGCUUUUGCCAGUACGAACGAUCGCAAUAUAGGUCCCAACGAUCCAUACACACUGCACCUUCAAGAGCAACAUGCAAACCUAUGUGUAAACCUAGGCCAGUACGAAACCGCAGUAACGAUACACAGCGAGGUCCUCCAGAAGCGAAAGAAAUUGCUGGGCUGUUUUCAUCCGGACACAAUCCGCGCCUACUGCAAUAUCGCGACGCUAUCGGCUGCCCGCGGAAGGUACGAGGAAUCGGCGAAGUCGUUCAGGUGGGCCGAACUUCUGAUGAGAUGUCUGUCGAUGAAACGGAUGUGUCCGAGACCAUUCGAGCUUUCUUACAUCCCGGAGGGCCUUGCACUCGCCUUGUGGAGGCUGGGUCAGGAUCGAAAGGCCCAACGGUUACUCGAAGGAGCCCUCAGAGCGGAGAACAUCUGCCAUCAGAUACUCCAACAGGCCGAGAAGAGAUACGGUGACGAGCACUCAGAAACAAUGCUUUUGAAGCUACAUCUUGCGAAUGUCUUGGUCGACCAGAGCAAAAUCACGGAUGCUAGGGAGAUCGUGUCUUCCUCGAAAAGAUCACUCGAGACGUACCAGGGCUCUUUCGAUCCCACCAUGCUCCUCGCAAAGGAACGUCUGGCGGAUGCAUUGGAAAAACUCGGCGAUACUGAAGAGGCUGGAACAUACUACGAGAAGAUCUACCAGGAAAGGAAGACGCAUUUCGGACCAGCCGAUCACACCACAUUGCGCGCGUUGGAGGGAAGUGCUAGAGUCAAGGGAAGCCUAGGAUUGGUCGAUGAAGGACGAGAUUUGUUUGUUCGUGUUAUCCAAGGGAGCACCGAUACGCUUGGAAGGACACAUCCCCGGACGUUGGAGAGCUUGCAGACGUACGGGGAGUUUCUAGUGCAAAGUGGAGCGAAAGAGGAGGCAUCGACAGUAUUUACUGAAGUACUAUCAGUACGGAAGAAGAAACUCCGGAAAGGUCACCCAGACACGCUCAGAACGAUGCAACACCUAGCCAACUGCACCACACAACUUCAUGGCUCGACGAAGAGGCGCACAACGCUCUUGUCCGCCGAGGUUUCCGAGUAGCACGCCAGCUGUGAAAAUUCCCCUAUCUUUCAAACCAGGCCAUCAUUACCAUGGGUCCUAUAAUUAGAGCACACGAUGUUGGGUGCUAUGAGCAAUACAGGUCUCCUACGAGCUCUCGAUCUGUAGCAAGCGGUGGUGGAUCUAGCUGUAAUAUUUAUGUAUGAAAGUGUUGGAAUAUAUACCUAGGUAGACAGAUGAUGAUAUUCUAUUCGAUACAGAAAGAAGAA
This is a messenger RNA of Tricharina praecox, 3617 nucleotides long. RefSeq lists its product as uncharacterized. Gene Ontology annotation, molecular function: protein binding. The transcript is spliced from 11 exons. Bases 34 to 3390 code for a protein of 1118 amino acids. The record is from RefSeq and is a predicted model, not a curated record. NCBI's taxonomy places the organism in Eukaryota, Fungi, Ascomycota, Pezizomycetes, Pezizales, Pyronemataceae.